Messenger RNA from Mustela erminea (ermine), 4661 nucleotides. RefSeq names its product transmembrane protein 184A (gene TMEM184A). The transcript is spliced from 10 exons. Bases 444 to 1718 code for a protein of 424 amino acids. Lineage: Eukaryota; Metazoa; Chordata; Mammalia; Carnivora; Mustelidae. Gene Ontology annotation, molecular function: transporter activity. Gene Ontology annotation, biological process: transport. Gene Ontology annotation, cellular component: early endosome membrane. The record is from RefSeq and is a predicted model, not a curated record.
AGGGUGUGGCCGGGGCUGCACUCCGCCUGGCAGGGCCGGCCUGGUGAGGUGGGCGGUGGCAAGGAGGUGUUUUCUGGGAUCAGGGAAAAGCUGGCACCCCCCGCCCCCCAGGAGCAGCAGUGCCUUGGACCAGCCCAGGCUGCUGUGAGGAGGAGCAACGGAGGUCUAGAGGCUGCACAUCGGGGCUGGACCCCCACCCCCACACCCCGGGGCCUGGAGCCCUGAGCAGAGCAGCCUGAGGGGCCCGACCAGAGAGCUGACCGAGCCACCAGAGAGGCGCCAGCCCUGGCGGGCCCCCUCCCCAAGCCUGGUACAGACUCCAGAGAGCAGCACUGCCCCACCCCCAGUGGGGCUGCCCUGGGCCACGUGGCCAUGCAAAUGACCAGCCAGGCUUCCCUGGAGGCCGGGCCUCCCAGGGCCGGCCAGAGCUUCCUGCCUGAGAGAUGACUAAUGCCUCAGGGCUCAUGGGAACAGCCCGCGGCCCCCUGGUGUCAGCAACCUGGCCACAGCCCGGCCCCCCUCCCGCCAUGCCCGCCGUGCCCUCCGCGUCCUCCGUGCCCGGCGGGCCACAGAUGGACCCCAUUGGGAACAGCUCCCAGGGCGCCUCCCGCCUCUUCCUCACCACUGCGUUGGCCCGUGGCGUCUCAGGGGUCUUCGUGUGGACUGCCCUGGUGCUCACCUGCCACCAGAUCUACCUGCACCUGCGCUCCUACACGGUUCCCAACGAGCAGCGCUACAUCAUUCGCCUGCUCCUUAUCGUGCCCGUCUACGCCUUCGACUCCUGGCUCAGCCUCCUCCUCCUGGGGGGCCACCAGCACUACAUCUACUUGGACUCAGUGCGUGACUGCUAUGAAGCUUUUGUCAUCUAUAGCUUCCUAAGCCUCUGCUUCCAGUACCUGGGGGGCGAGAGCGCCAUCAUGGCAGAGAUCCGGGGAAAGCCCAUCCGGUCCAGCUGCGUCUAUGGCACCUGCUGCCUGCACAGCAUGUCUUACUCCAUUGGCUUCCUGCGAUUCUGCAAGCAGGCCACACUGCAGUUUUGUAUCGUGAAGCCGGUCAUGGCCUUGGUCACCAUCGUCCUGCAGGCAUUCGGCAAAUACCAUGACGGGGACUUCAACAUCCACAGUGGCUACCUCUACGUCACCCUCAUCUACAAUGUCUCCGUCAGCCUGGCCCUCUACGCCCUGUUCCUUUUCUACUUCGCCACCAGGGAGCUCCUGCAGCCCUUUGAGCCUGUCCUCAAGUUCUUCACCAUCAAGGCGGUCAUCUUCCUCUCUUUCUGGCAGGGGAUGUUGCUGGCCAUCCUGGAGAAGUGUGGGGUCAUCCCUGAGGUCCAGGUCAUCGAUGGGAGCAAGUUCGGGGCUGGCACGCUGGCCGCUGGCUACCAGAAUUUCAUCAUCUGCAUUGAGAUGCUGUUUGCCUCCAUUGCCCUGCGCUAUGCUUUCAGCUGCCAGGUGUACGCAGAGAAGAAAGAGAACUCACCAGCCCCCGAGGCACCCAUGCACAGCAUCUCCAGCGGCCUCAAAGAGACCAUGAGCCCACAGGACAUUGUGCAGGACGCCGUCCACAACUUCUCGCCGACCUACCAGCACUACACCCAGCAGGCCACACAUGAGGCCCCAAGCCCUGGCGCCCACCCCAGUGCAGCCAGUGGCCCCGGGGGGAUCCGGAAGAGUCGGAACAUGGAGAAGCGGAUGCUGAUCCCCGCGGAGGAGCUGUAGGAGGGCCACAGGUCACUGGACACCUGGCUGCCACCUGUCUGCCCGGGCCUCUGGCCAAGCACAGAGCCCCUCACCCACCAGCCCUGUUGCCAGAGGGGAAGCCUUCUGGGAGCCCUCCUUCCAGGAAUGUGGGGCCACUGUCCAGCCUGCCUCCCCUGUAGGCCCAUGGCUCCAGACGGGACAUCGGAGCUUAUCCGAUGAGCUUGGGACUCGCUGGGCCCCCCUGGCCGUCUGCUCAGGGGCUGCUGUGAAGCGGGCGCCAGCAGGAUGGACGGACUCUAGGCUGGGCCUCUGCAGGGAAGGGCGGCCUCCGGAGAGCGAGCAGCCACCCCACGAUCAUGGGAGCUGUGGGUGCGGACAGGUGGGCCAGUAGGGGGCCUCAGCUGGGCCUUGCCAGGCCACCGUGCAGCCCCUCCAGCCAAGGAGACUCCUGAAAGUCCCCACCCGACGUGAGGAUGUGGGUCUGGGAGGUGUCCGGGGCCACCUGCACAGGGACUUCGUCCUAACCAGCCCGCAGGGCACAGGCAGCUCACAGAUGAAUUACACUUAUUUGUACAUAAACACCUGGCUUUUCUACAGACUCCAGUGGCUUCUGUUCCCACGGGGUCAGCCCUGGAGGAGCCAACUGUACUGGGGUGUUCAGACAAGCCCCACUGUGCUAAGUCUGCUGUUGGGGGAAGGAUCCGGGGCACUGCUCAGAGCCCAGCGGGGCACAGAGCUCACAAGCAGACCGAAGGCCGUGCCCCACGCUCUUAGGAGACCCGGAGUGUUGCCCUUCCCUUGGGAGCUCAGCUUCCUCCUUAAGAUGAACCUGCAGCCAGCCCUGCCUGAAGGGCCAUGAAGGCCACAGAUGGACACAGGCCCAGACAGCGCAAGGGGCGCAGACGGAGCAUGAAGCUUGAGCCUGCCUUCCCCCGGCCUUCUCUCUCCUGUGUGCCAGGCUGGUGCCUGGGGAGACCCCUGAGGGUCAGAAGAAAUGCAGCCCGGCCCUGGCCAGAGCGGGGGCUGCCCCGCAGCCUCCCUGCUCCCUAGGCCUGCAGACCUAGCACUCAAGGCCACAGCUUCUCUGAAGGCCCCACCGGGCUGCCUGGCGAGAUAAGCCAGGCCGCCACCCGGCCACCCAGCUCAAGAGCACCACCCCCCCACACUGCCCUAUCAUGCCAUCCCGGCUGCGGGACCAUGGUGGGCCACACUCCGGCACAGCCGGCUCAGUCAGCAGCUCUGGGAGCAACCAGGGCAGGAGGUUGUCUGGAGGACUCAGAGGGGGCCAGUGCCAGACCCCCUGUGGGCAAAUGGGGGUGUGGCCCUGCAGGCCUCUGCCUGGGGAGGGUCACCCCAUUAGGGCCCCAGUUGCCUAAACCAUGUGCAUGGGGAAUGUGGGCUGGGACCCCCUUCCAGUGACCACACGCAGUGCGGGCUCCUGGUUAGAAGGCGCCUUCAGCACAGGCCCCAGCAGCCCCGUGUGCUGUGUCCACAGUGUGCUGAGGGCGGGGCCCGGACCCCAGCCUGCCCUGAAUCCUCACAAGCCUGGGGAAAGGGGCCUGAUCACACAGCCGGCAAGAGACAGACUAGCCCCACAGAGGCAGCUCCUGCACUUGUCCACAGACCUCUGUGGGAUGAGGCCCAGCUUCUCCUUCAGACACAAAGUCAGGCCGUGCCCCACCACCCACAGGUAGAUCAGUCGCCCCCACCUCACUGGCUUCGUCCUCCCCGGGGAGGAGGGGGAGUAUGGGCGCUCUCGAGGAGGGAGGCACGUCUUGCCAUCCAUGACGACAAAGGGGGCUCCCAGUUCUCGGCCCCACCGCACAGGGCCUUUCCCAGCCUCGGCGCUCUCACCUGGGAAAUGGUCGCAGCAAUCCACCCCAAAGGAGGCAGCCCCGAGAGACGGACGACUGGGCCGGGAGGAGCAGCAGCCUUCGCCAACUUCCAAGGGGCUCUGACAGGGCUGGGGUCCAGGCCUGCCCUAGCUCCAGUCACUGGGCCACCGUGCAGAGCUCUCGCAGGGGGAGCAGGCCUGGCCAUGUAGGGGGCCACAGCGACCCCACAGGGCUGGCACACUCCACUCCCCACCCAUUUCACAGAAGGGAGCCAGCGGACUGGAAAGGGAGGGAACAGGCCCCCUAGAGCCUACCCUACCCCACCCCACCCGAGCUGCUGCUGGCAAUGACCGUGGGCGUGAGCGGUCCCAUCAGCUCAGGCAGAGGUGAGGCAGGAGGGGCAGCGGGUCUUGGAAAGCCCGAGACCUGGCCUGCAAGUCUGCCCUCCUGCAGAGGCUGAGGCCAAGUGCUGACAUGUCUGCCCCUCAGAGGGACGGGGGUGGGGAAGGCCCAUGGGGAAUGCCGGCUUGCAGGACAGCCUGCUUACUUUAGGCACCCUGCUGUCUACCCCAGGCCAAGUGUCUGUCUCCGCACCUGCGGCAGGACCUGGCCCAAGAUUGGGGCACAUACCACCUGGUGGGGGCGGGGAGGGGAGCCAUCGGAGCUGGAGAAGGCUAUGUCCGAAGGCUAGAGGCUCCCGGUUGGGGCAGACAGAGCACUUGGGAAUUGGGCCCACCAUUUGGAAAGCCAGCCCAGCCGCCUCCACGGGCCUGACCCCCUCCCCACUUCAGGGCUGUCCUGAUGGACCUCGCAGGUGAGGACCACCGAGUGGGGCGGGGGGCAGGACAUGGAGGCGGUGGCAAGCCCCUCACAAACAGCGGUGCCCUGCACUCAGGGACUUGACACCUCCUACCCCCGCACCAACCACACAACCAGGCAGGUCUGAAACCAGAAAACUCUUUAUUGCAAAGGUACAAAAGCGUCACGGCAGAGAUGUACAGCAAUAAAUUAGGUGGUGGCCGUGAGGGGACAGGGCAGGCGCGGGGCAGGCGCGGGGCAUGUGUCGUACGGACGAGGACCACGACGUGGGGUCUCUUCUCAAUAAUUUAUACCAUGAUAAAAGUAG